AUGUUACUUGACCCGGCCCGACUUACGAACUGGCCCGCUAUCCGGGACUUCGUCCCAACAGCACACCAGGACACAUAUCCCUUCAUCUCAACGGGUGCCGUCGACCUGGGCGGCAAAUCCGUGUUCAUCACAGGGGCGUCCAGAGGCAUUGGGAAGGGUGUGGCGCUGAGCUUCGCACGGGCAGGAUGUUCGCGGAUCGCCGUCGCCGCACGCAGGGGCGUCGAGGAACUGAAGCAAGAGAUCCUCUCGGCGGCCGAGAAGGCAGGCAGGCCUAAGCCCCAUGUCCUUCCCAUCGCUCUCGAUGUAACGUCGGAGGCGGGCGUCAAUGCGGCUGCGAGCGCUGUCGCGGAUGCCUUUAGCGGCGUCCUCGAUAUCCUUAUCAGUAAUGCUGGCCACGUCGAUGCCAUGGUACCUCUGCCUGAAAGCGACCCUGCUGAGUGGUGGAGGACCUGGGAUGUCAACAUACGCGCGACAUACUUAUGCACCCGGGCAUUUCUCCCCCUGUUGCUAAAGAGCAGUAUCCGCACCGUCCUCAUCACCUCGAGCGCGGGCGCACACAUGCUGAUAGGGAACAUGCUCGGCUAUCAGACUACGAAAACGGCGCUGUGUCGCUAUGCCGAGUUUCUCGCCAAGGAGUACGAGGAGGAGGAGCUCGUGGUCCUCGCCGUCCACCCCGGCGACGUUCUCACGGGUAUGGCGGGCAUCAUGGGCGAAGAAAUGGCCGCCAUCUUCAAAGACAAGCCCGAAUUGACCGGCGAUUCGCUCGUCUGGCUCGCGAAGGAGAGGAGGACGUGGUUGAGUGGUCGCUUUGUGAGCGUCACCUGGGAUAUGCAGGAGCUUGAACAGAAGAAGGAGGAGAUUAUUGCCAAGGACCUACUGAAGUUUCGGCUCACGGUCUAA
Molecule: messenger RNA, 900 nt
Organism: Xylaria bambusicola
Lineage: Eukaryota; Fungi; Ascomycota; Sordariomycetes; Xylariales; Xylariaceae
Product: NAD(P)-binding protein
Exons: 2
Coding region: 1-900 (299 amino acids)
Molecular function (GO): oxidoreductase activity, acting on the CH-OH group of donors, NAD or NADP as acceptor
Source: RefSeq, a predicted model, not a curated record